CCGCCGCCUUUCGGAAGGAAAACUCGCACGAAAUUCAUAUAGAUACAGUAUACUUUCUUUGUGUUUAGUCUUGUUACAUUGAACAAUCGUGAUAUUUGUUGUGCUUUUUAAAAUAUUUAAUUUUUUUUAAUAUCAUUUCACGGGAUGAUGCGCGAGAACAACGCAUCGAUAACUCACCCUUUAACAGCUCAAUUGGAUUUAUGAGGAUACAUAGAACCUAAACGGCCAUCGUCUUCGCGGAUAUCAAAGUCGGGCUGGUAAAAUGGCAGAUGACGAGAGGCAAAUUAGAGCGGCCGCGGAGACUUUGCUGACCGGAUCUAUUAACUCCCAGAGGAGUUCGUACACUCAUCACUCUAUAACCCGAACUCCGGAUUUCAUUCUUAGCGAGGAUCUUAUCGCGGGUGUAAUGCAGAACGGGAGGAUGUCGAAUAUCAGACGGUUCUUUUGCCUCUUCGUCACCUUCGAUCUUCUGCUCACUUUUCUCAUGUGGCUCAUUUGUACGAUGAUCGCUGGGGAGAGUUUGGAGUCCGCUUUCAUGAAUCAAGUAGUCCACUAUCACAUAAAAACCUCUUUGUUCGAUAUAGUGAUGGCAGCGAUUUGCAGGUUCACGGUGCUGUUGCUCUUCUACGCGUUACUUCGUUUGGACCAUUGGAUCAUCGUAGCUUCAACGACUGCUACGACGUGUGCCUUCUCGAUCGCUAAAGUGUUUCUUUUCGAUUGGUCGGUAUGCACUCAACCAGUAUUUCAAGUUCUUCUUAUCCUCACAUCCUUUGUGCUGUCCUGGGUGGAAGCUUGGUUCUUCGACAUCCGCGUGCUACCUCAAGAGACUCAAGCUAGAAAUUGGAUUAGACAUUUCGGGGGCAAUGAGAGAGAACCGCUUCUACGAGGCGUUACGUCGGAAACUCGCCAAUACACCAGCGUCGAACCUCCCGCAGGUACAUUCUUUACUCCUAUGGACUCACCAGAUCAUUCUGAUCAGGAGAAUGAAAGUUCAAGGAGAAUAGGGAGCUCUAGAGGUUUACCAAAAGGGGGAGAGCCGUUCGGUUCUAAACCUCUACCCAAACUCACGCCAGAGAUGAUAGAGGAUUACAAAAGGAGGGCUAAUGUGCUAGUGCAGGAUUGCCAUGAUUUGUUGCAAUCUAAAGAUUGGCAAAUCGAAAGUAUAUUGUCCAAUGGUGAUAUUAUCUUUUAUGUAGACCGUCCUAAAGAGGGAAGAAUUUUAAAGAUAGUAGGAAUAAUUGAUGCCCCUGCUAGUAUACUUGCCGAUCAAUUAUUUAACGACAUUGAAGGGUUACCAUCGUGGAACAAACUUGUUUCAGAAUCGAAAAAGUUACAGCAUAUUGACGAAAAUACGGAUAUCAUUUACCAAGCAACGAAUCCUCAUGGCGGAGGUAUUAUUGGCGCACGGGAUUUCGUUAUUUUAAGACACCGUACGCAGUAUGGCAAUUAUUAUAUUAGCAGUGGUACAUCGGUGCCUUUUCCUUUACCACAACGUAGUAAUUUUGUUAGGGCUGAAAACACUAUAAGUUGUUGGGCCUCAGAAGAAAUUCUUAACGAAGAGAAUAAAUGUCGAUUCACAUGGAUUAAUAAUACAAAUUUGAAAGGUUGGGUACCGCAAAAGAUUGUAGACAAAUCGAUGUCUACGGCGCUGGUAGAUUUCAUGUCUUAUGUGAGGAAAUAUGUGGACGAUAUGCAAAGAUCUUUCAUUUAGGUGUAACACUUGUUUCCAUAAUCGGUCAAUCGAGCCACGGUCUUUCAUAUUCAUCCUAUGUAUUCGUGCAAUCGAAAUCAACUUCAAUUUUUUACGGAGUUUCCAACAAUUCGAGAGGAACACAAUAUCAAAUAUAAAAUUAUAACAUGGUGUCUCUGUAAUGUUUCGUGGGUUGUGCAUUAUGUGUAAACGCAGAAAAAGUCUGUGUUUGUUUCGUGUCGGAGAAUUAACAGACUGAUAAAAAAUUGGAAAAAGACUUUUUCACACACUUUGUAUUUCGUAAAUAGAACGUUUUCAAAUUUAGAGACACGUAUCGUUAUAUAGCAUUUUUUAUCGAAGCUGUAUUUUAAAUUAGUAGAGGCAUUUUGAAGUGGUGAAAUAUAACUUGGAAGGAACCAUAUUGUGUGGUCACCUUAUCAACAAAAUGUGAUAUGAGUUUUGUAUUGCUUCUUUACGAAUGCUUAGAAAGCAGUUUUAUUAUAAUAAAACAGAACAAAUAUUUCCAUUAAAUUAUGCUUGAAAUAUUGAUAAUAAUUGUGGCAUUUAAAUGUUUUAUUCUUCUAUGUAACUUUGCUCUUAUCGUUCUCUACAGUCUUUGUUCCUAAUAUAAAAAUGUUUAUUUUCGAAUGUAAAAUAAUGUUAGGAAAAAUUUUAUUAUAUAAAUAUGUUUUUUAAUACAUAUACUUGAUUAUCGCAGUUUUAGAGAACUUCCAUUUAGAUACAUGUAUAUCAAUGUGUAUAAGUGUUUUAUGCUUAACACAAAUUGUUACUUCGCUACAUGUUCCAGCAAGUUGAAUUAUUGUAUUCAUGACAUAGAUUUCAUUGCUAUAAAACACUCGAUCAUGCUUAUAGUUAUGUUAUAGGUUUAAUUAUAAAAUUAUUAUGAUACCAUGUACAAAGCUAUGUUGAAGAAAAGUACCAAAUAAUUAAAAGAAAAAAAGAUUUCAUGUAAAAUGAAUAGAUAGAUAUAAAUAAUUCAACACCAAUAAUGUACUAAAACAUAAUUUUUUAUGUUUGUAUAUACUAUUAGCGUUUUAACAAAACUGUUCGUUUAAUAUGUUUCACAUAAGAUAAAUAAAAUAUGCAAAAAUUAAAACUUCUAAAAAUUACUAUAUAGUACUUGAGAAUAAUUGUUUUAUUUCUUUAAUAUGUACAGUACAUUACGUACAAUUACAUAUUAAAUAUUCUUCAUUAGUUCUUAACUUGCCCACCAUAUAUUUGAUAUAUAAUCAAUGUACAUACAUUUUAGUACUGUAAGUCGAUAAGAAUGUCAUUUUCAUGAUUGCUCAGCAUACCACAUUAAAAUUUUAUGUUCAUAGAAUAAUACUAAAAUUCAUUUUCUAUUCUAAGCUAUAUGUGAACAUUUAAGUUUUCUUAUUCAUUACAAUUACCUUCUAUAUUUCUUUGUACUUGUAUAUUAUUGCAUGAUUCGCUAGUCACGUUUUAUUUUUCGUUUGUUAGUACAUUAAUUUCAGUAAAAUAAGUUACGUAGAAUUUAUAGUAAAUACGAGUGAAUUGCGAUUUUGAACAACGAUAAAAUUGAUAUGUAUCGAAAAUCGAUUAUAAUGUACCUAAUUUUAUAAAAAUGGCCUAAAUAAAAAAGAUUGCUUGUAAAUUGUCAUCAAUAAAUUAUUAAAUUACCUACGAGAUUCUCUUUCACGGAACUUCACGACAAAUUAAAACUUCUAUUCAUUUUUGUUUGCAUUACAAUUCGUACUUUGUAAGCGGAAACAUAACGUGUUAACGCGGACAUGAUGGAUGUGUACGAGUUAAUUUAUCGUGCGAUUCCCAACACGUAUUCACCGUAUCUUCGUGUACGAAAUAUUUAUGUACACUGUAUUAGUACAUAAAUUCGUAUCUGCACUGGAUAUAUCACACAGUUACAUAGACUACAAUUUAUUUCUACGAGUGUUUUGUUUUUUAACAAUCAAAUAUGAUACUCGAGUUACGAACGCGUAAUAGCAAUUUUAGCGGGAGCGUUCGUAUCACGUUUCAAUCUUUAUCCCGCGCAAUUUUACGGAAAGGUUAACAACAAAGGUUAACACACAAUCAUUUAAAUUUUAUUUACCUUGUCAAAAGUCCAUAAAAAGUUUAUGAUUUAUAAGACAACAUAUUAUGGAGACUUCGAGAGAAAGCGAUCGAAAUUGCAUCGUUCGCACUCAGAUAGAAUAAACGACACUUACCUUGAAAUCUCGAAGUAUCAAAGAAGCAAUUUGUAAACGGGAACCAAUUACCGUGCUGAGAAGUCGUUUCCCGAGUAAAGGGAAA
Molecule: messenger RNA, 3979 nt
Organism: Megachile rotundata (alfalfa leafcutting bee)
Lineage: Eukaryota; Metazoa; Arthropoda; Insecta; Hymenoptera; Megachilidae
Gene: Start1
Product: Steroidogenic acute regulatory protein-like
Cellular component (GO): endoplasmic reticulum membrane; late endosome membrane; lysosomal membrane
Molecular function (GO): lipid binding
Source: RefSeq, a predicted model, not a curated record